Trypanosoma theileri is the source of this 3714-nucleotide messenger RNA. RefSeq names its product ABC transporter. Gene Ontology annotation, molecular function: ATPase-coupled transmembrane transporter activity; ATP hydrolysis activity; ATP binding. The coding region runs from base 1 to 3714 and encodes 1237 amino acids. The transcript has a single exon. NCBI's taxonomy places the organism in Eukaryota, Euglenozoa, Kinetoplastea, Trypanosomatida, Trypanosomatidae. Gene Ontology annotation, biological process: transmembrane transport. The record is from RefSeq and is a predicted model, not a curated record.
AUGGUAGGAUAUUGGUGGGAAAGGGUAAAUUAUCCAAAUGCCCUUCUUUGUAGUGUGCUAUUUUCCUUGGGACUCGCAACCGUUAUGCGUUGGACAACUCAUCGUUGGAGUCGUCAGUUACAUCUUCACUCCAGAGUGGUAUUACUGGCUUCUAUACGUCAGGUUGUGGAGCAGUGGGAAGAAUCUUGUUUGCGGGAAGUGGAGGAUUUUCUCAUUACCGGAAAAAAAACAUCUAAUGAGUUGACAAGAGAGACAUAUAAACCUCUUUUUAAUUCUGUUAAGACAAAUGGAGAUAAGGAAAGAAAUUAUAUUUCACCAUUUUAUGGUUCCGUUCGUUCAAUGGCGUUUGCACCGGAUGUGGAUUUAAACGGCUGGUUAAGUUAUUGGCGUAUGGGUCGUUAUUUGUGUGCCUCGUUAGCAGAAGAUUUGCUAUUAGUAGAGAGAUUAGGGUUCAUUAUAAAGUAUGUUGCAUUUCGACGACUCUCUCUUAUGGCAGAGGCUCGAUAUUAUGCAGCCGCUUGGCGAAUUGCGGUAUAUGGAAGUUGUAAACAUCGGCCUGGUGUUUAUCUUCCUAAACCUCAUAUUCCUUUAUGGCUUGUAGGACGACGUCCUUUCUGGAUUGUGCCUCUAUCUAGUGUAGAAGUAGGACGAUUUUUAUGUCUUCCUCUAAGUUAUUUUCCAGUGGAGUCCAUUAUUACUUGUAAAGCAGAGGAAACGUGGAUAAAAGAACUUGUGGAUGUAUUACCAAGUAUGGAGAGUAGAAUACAUAUCAUGUUAAAUUUUCCUCAUGAGAUUAAGACACGACGAACACUUGGAAUAGUAAAAUCUCUUGUUAAAUGGAGAUUUCCAAAAUCGUGGCAACAGUUAUGGAAAGAAAUUGAUCGUCUUUUCUUUACAUAUGGUGUAACACUUGCCAAAAAACAACUUGAAAUACGUAAAAAAUCAUGUGAACGAUUCUAUUAUGAAAAAUUAAUUGAUAAUAUUAUUUUGGUAACUGGAGAAGGAUGUGAUAUGGAUGAAGUUAAAGAAAAAUAUUCUUCUUGGUUUAUUUCCAAUAGUAUAAAGAAUAUAGCUGGUCGUGAGGUUUUGUAUCGUGAUACUUCUUCUUCACAUAAAUUAUAUUUAUUGCUUCGAUUGCGUUCUUUAAGUCAUGCAUUACGAAUAGGGAUAAAUUUAAUAGCACUACAAUAUGAUUUUUUCACAGAAUGGAUGCUUUUUUCUUCUCUUUUAUUAACUAAUAAUGAAAUGGGACGUGAGAAAAUUUUAAUAAACUUCUCUUGGCAUACUCUAAGAGGAGUUUUUGCAGCUAUUUUUAAAGCUUUAAUAGCUUCAUUAGAUGCUUCUAUAAAAAAUAAAAUCUAUAUUAUUUUGCGAGAUGAGUUAAUUCAUGAAUUAACUGUAAAACUUGCAACAAGUGAUGAAGCUUUUUUACAACGUUGUGUUGAAGAAGGUUUAUGUGGAGGUGGUAAUUUAGUAGAACAAUCAUUCUCAUUCGCUAGUAAUGUAGCAUCUCAAAUUCUUGAUCACUAUGAUUAUAAAGAGCGAAAACGAAUAGGGUAUAUUCUUGUAAUGCUUUUCAGUACAUGUAGGAAAGAGAUUGAUAUUGCAUUCUUUGCUUUAAUUACGGCAUUACUAGAUUAUCAUGAUAUUGCACAAAAUAUUAGUUGUUGUUUAGGAAUAACUAUUAAAAAAGAAUUAAACUAUGAAAUAGCACAAUUAGAGGAAAAAACAGUACCAGUAGAGGUGCGUUAUGGAUUACGACUUAUGCUGGAUAUAUUAGCGGAAGAAGAAGAAGAAGUAGUAGUAGUAGCAGUAGUAGUAGAAAAAGAAAAAGAAGAAAAAAUAAAAAUAAACUUUCAACCUUUUCUUGCUCUUAUUGUUUGUGGGGGAUGUUUUUCUUUGGACUGGCCUAUAGAGUGUAUUUCUAAUGAUAAUAAUGUAUCAAAAAAAUUAAAAGAAAUUCGAUCACUUGAAAAUUUUUUUAAUAACGUUAUUCAAUUCGAUUACUAUAAAUAUCAAUCCUUGAUGUAUAGUGAUUCAAAUAAAUCUUUUUUACAAGAAAAAGAUAAGAAUUCCUUUAUAGAAAGUCUCAAGCAAGAUGCAGCUUAUGUAAAAGAGAUUGUACUAAAAAAAAUGAUGGGUUUUCCUGAAGUAGUUUCUGAUAAAUUUCUCUUUUCUAAUGUUAAGAAAACAGAAUCCAUUUCAAUUUUACAUCAAGAAGAAAUUGAUCUAUUACGUUAUCCUAAAGCAAUGAAUUAUAUUCCACAAUCACUUUCUUUUGAAGAUGUAUUUGAUAAAAAACCUCGAUUUAUUCUUCGUCAACUUGGACUAGAAACAAUAUUUGCUUAUAAAGCUGCAAUAGUACUUUGGCAAAGUGGAUUUCGUAACCUUAAAGAUUCUCUUGUUGAUUAUGUUUCAAGUCCAUUUCGUAAUGGUUUUUCACAAAUAUUUAUUCAAUUAAUGGAAUUUAUGGAAAAGGUUUUAUUUUAUGGUCUUCUUACUUAUCGUGAAAAGUUACCUUUAAUAUCGUAUUUGAUUAAUUUAAAUUUUUUUGGUAGUAAAACUACAAAUAUUAAUGUUAUUGAUAUAAACAAUUGGAAUUAUAUUUCGCUUUGGCAACAUGCAAUUGGUUAUCGGGUAACGCUAAAAGAUUAUGGGGAUUAUAGUUUUGGACCUCCUUUUCGCUUAGUACAGGAACUAACCCGUUAUUUACCAACUACUUUACAUGAUGCUUCUCCGGAUCAAUACGCACCUUCUUUGGUAGAUCGCCGUAGGGUUUGGCAAAAAGAAAUUAAAAAAAUUGGAAAUUUUGAAUUUGAUGAUAUUGGACGUAUUAUUGGAGGUUUUUCUCUUAGUAAGAGUAUUGAUUUCUAUCAAGUUUGUUUUGUUUAUCCACAACUUCAUCAUAACAUUAAAAAUGGUUCAUUAAUGUUGACUUUAUAUGAUUUUACAGCAAAAUUUCGAGCAGGUGAAAUAACAGCAUUAAUUGGAGAAACAGGAUCUGGAAAAAGUACAAUAAUGCGUUUAUUAAAGCGUAUGUAUGAUCCUGUAAGGACGAUAAAAAUAGACGAAAAUUUUAAUAAUAUGAUAUGGAUGAAUUGUGAAGAGUUAAUAAAUAUUUUUCGUUAUUGUUAUCUAGAACUAUCUUUACCUUUGCCUAAUAAAGAAGAUUCUGCAAAUAUUAUUCGUCUUGAUGGGAUACCUAUAGCUUGUUUUUCCACAACUUUUCUUCGAAAAGCUUUUGGUAUACUUGAACAAAACCCUUGUGUAUUUGAAAAUAUGACUUUUUUUGAAAAUAUUUCUUUUUUUGCAGAUAACGCUUCUGUACGAGAGAUGGUGAUUACUUCAGCGAGGGUUUGCCGAUGUGAAAGUUUUAUUAAAAACCAUCCUUUGUCGUAUGACGCGCCGGUCGGAAGGCUCAGCGCCGGGGAACGGCAACGUUUGGCGUUGGCGCGGGCACUUGUGAGCAGCCGCGCCGGUUCAGGUUUGUUUUUGUUGGACGAACCGACGGCUCAUUUGGAUGGGCACAGCGAGGGUUGCGUGGAGGAAGCCCUCGCCGAAUUCAUGCGGGCACGGGGCGGUUCAACCGCCAUUAUUAUUUCCCAUCGGCCGUCCGCCCUUCGGCUUGCUGGUCGGGUGGUCCUUUUGGGCGACGGCGGCCGGUCAAUGUACGAAGGGCCCCCCUCGGGUCUGGGGAAAGGGGCGGUUUUAUGA